Messenger RNA from Symbiodinium pilosum, 1260 nucleotides. Lineage: Eukaryota; Dinophyceae; Suessiales; Symbiodiniaceae. The record is from the annotation of a GenBank genome assembly.
AUGUCCGGUGUCCCUCUUGCCAUUGAGCCUAAGGACGGUGAAGCCCGGGUAGUGGCGCCUCGAAGCCCAGGCGUCUCAUUGGCCGGGACCGUGGUCACCAUGUUGAAUGUCUUUGUGGGGGGUGGCAGCGUGGUUUUGCCCUAUGCAUUUCGACUCUCAGGAUGGCUUUUUGUCCCACUUCUCCUCGCUGUGGGAGUGCUUAUGGGAUUCACUUUGUGGAUCAUGGGCUUCUUGCUCAGCUCCCUUGAUCAGCGUGCCGAGGAGAUGGGGAUGCCCCGCUCCCAGCGUGAUUGGGGGUUGAUCGGCUACGCUGCUUUCGGGAACGUUGGUCGCCUGCUUUUUGCUGGCUGCAUGUUCUUCGACUUGUCCGGAGGGGCACUGGUGCUAGUGAGCAUCGUUAUUGAGCAGCUUCCUUUCCUGCUACCUUUCAAGCACAACGUGACCGCUGUGCUUUCCUGUGCUUUGGCGUUCAGCUGCUGCCUUCUUCCGAAGAGAUUCUUUUCGGUGAUGGCAGUUUUGGGCAUGGCUUCCCAGGUCCUUCUGAUCUUGGGCCUUGUGAUCACAGGUUCAGAGCUCUCAUCUCUGAAUGAGGUCGCAUCUGACCAGGUACUCUUGAAAGCAGGAGGUGUUCCGUCUGCUUUUGGCAUUGCCCUUCUCUGCUUUCUGGCCCACAGCGAGGCACCCCUCAUCUACCAGAUGAUGGAAGACCGGAAGCAAUGGACCAAGGCCGUGGUCUACAGCAUGACCCUCACGGAAGCCUUUCUUCUGAGCUUUGGCGUGCUGGGCUACGGCUUCUUUGGCGGAAGUGUUGCCGAGUCCAUUGCAGACAACAUUGGCCGUGACUUGGAGCUUCAGGUCCUCCCAGGGGGCUUGAAUGUUCUCCUUGGUGCCAUUACAAUUCUCGGGCUCAGCACGAAGCAGUUGGUGACACUGCCUUUGCUGCUAGAUGCUACGACGGACCUCUUCGGAGAGAAAUUGCAGUGGAAAGGCCAGCUCCUCAUGAAGGCCAUUAUCCUCAGCGUCUCUGGGGUCAUUGUCGUGAUGCUGAAGGACGCUGUGGCGUUCAUCGGCGACUUGGUUGGCAUUCUGCCAGCAAAUGGCGUUUGCGUCAUUUUCCCAUGUGCUGCUUUGCUGCAGAUGUAUGGGCAGCAGAUGAACAUCUGGCAGCGCAUGGGCGUGCGCGCCUUGGUAGUUAUUUUUACCUUGUAUAGCAUCUUUGGAACGGUCUCCACUAUCCAGCAACAGGUGAAUGCUAUGUAA